AAGCCACCUGCGUCCUGCGCUGGGAGCCGCCGGGCAGGGCUCGGCGCCCCGCGUCCCCACGGGGCCACCGCCGGCCCGAGGCCAGCCCGCUCGGGGACAAGGACGGGGCUGGGCGAGGUCUCGGGGACAGGGGACGCGGGGUGCGGCAGGAUCUGGGGCGCAGCCACGGGUCCCGACUCUGUCCCCUCUCUCCAGAUCCGCAGGCGCCGACCGACGCCGGCCAACCUGGUGCUGAGCAGCGACCAAUCGUCCCCAGAGAUCGAUGAGGACCGGCUCCCCAACCCCCUGCUGAAGUCGGGUCUGGCCAUGUCCCCCAGGCAGAGGAAGAAGGUGUCCCGCACCACCCCGACCAUGAAAGAGCUGCAGAUGAUGGUGGAGCACCACCUGUGCAAGCAGGCACAGGGCGAGGAAGAGGAGGAGGAGGCGGCCGCCGCCGGCCAGGAGCACGGCCCCGGGUGCUGCCACCACGGUGACACCGGUGACACCGAGCACAGCCACAGCCCCGGGGGCACCUGCCCGCUGGCCCGGGCUCAGCCCACGCAUGAAGGUGGCCCCGGGCCCGGCGACAGGACCCACGGGGACGGGCGGCAAAGCCUGGCCCAGGAGGGCACCCAUAUAGCACCGGAGGAGGGCAAGGGUGCUGCCAGCAGCCAGUAGGUGCCUCCCCCGCCGGCAGGAGCGAAGGAGCCGAGCCACCG
Molecule: messenger RNA, 698 nt
Organism: Oxyura jamaicensis (ruddy duck)
Lineage: Eukaryota; Metazoa; Chordata; Aves; Anseriformes; Anatidae
Product: protein phosphatase 1 regulatory subunit 1A-like
Exons: 6
Biological process (GO): intracellular signal transduction
Cellular component (GO): cytoplasm
Molecular function (GO): protein phosphatase inhibitor activity
Source: RefSeq, a predicted model, not a curated record